CGUGGCCCUGAAACCUGUGCCCAGGCGGUGGCCCUGGCAGAGGGGUUCCAGCUGAGGCAGCCAGAGUUUGAGGGGCGAGGGCUACAGGUCCCUUGUACCAACUGUUAAAGAAAAGUGUCCAGUGAAAAUGAACUGAGCAACACAUGGAAGCAGUAUCUCAGCUAAAACAGACCAUUGUCAAGGCUCUGGUGUUGAUCACUCCAAAUCCUAAGAUACUCGAUCACCUAAAGGUAGCGGUCUCAGUUUGUGUGAUCAGAAGAGAAGAGAUUUCUGAGACGAUGGAGCCCCUGUCCAGCUCAAGGUCUUGGAGGUUCCGCCACCCAGUACCACAACUAAGCUGUGACCUCAGAGAGAAGCAGCAGUAUCCACGGCAACUAGAUCUUCCUGCGCCCUAUUUGUUUGUUCCUUAUGAUAAGGGGAAUGAAGAAGACCAGGAUAUGGUGGCCUCGCUGCAUAGGUUCGGCUUUAUGAUGCCAGUGACGUUUGAGGAGGUAGCCGUGUACUUCUGUGAAGGUGAAUGGGCUCUUUUAGAUGAAAAGCAGAAGGACUUCUACAGAGAUGUUAUGCAGGAGAAUUACAAGACUCUCAUCUCGUUAGGAUUUCCAAUUGCUAAACCAGAUGUGCUAUCCCAGAUGGAGCGAGGGGAAGAGAUGUGGAUUCCAGAUCUCCAGGGCUCUGAGGAAAGGGAAAUCCCAAGAGGCACUACGACAGGUACUGGGACAGCAAGUGAAAACAAGGAGGAGAGUCCCCAGCAGGAAGGGGCUGUGGGAGUGAAGAUGCACAGUAUGUUCUCAGGAAGACCGCAGGGCCCUGAUGGGGCAGAUGUCAGCAAGAGUCAGGACAGAAUGGGGUGGCAGAAAGAAGACUUUCCAGGCAAGAGUAAAUCACUUCACAGCAAAAGAGGUUUGAGGAAAUCCAUAGACCCCAGCGCCCACCCAGUAACCCAUAUUGGUUUGACACCAAAUACCACCAAUGAACUGGAGGAAAGAGUCAGUUACAGCUCUCUUCUUCUUCAAGAUUGUCAGCAAACUAGUGCAGAAAAGAGUGCCGUCAGGUGUAGUGAGUGUGGCAAAAGCUUCAUUCGACAAGAAUACCUUCAGAUACAUCUGAAACUUCACAGAGGGGAGAGACCCUAUAAAUGUAACAAAUGCAAGAAAAGCUUCAGACACAAGACAAGCCUUGUUCUUCACCGUUACACAGUCCACAGGUCGGAGAGACCCUAUAAGUGUCCAGACUGCGGCCAGCAAUUUAUUCUGAGAGAGAGAUUUAUUCAGCAUCAGAGAAUCCACAAAGAAGAGACAUCUAGAGGGUUCAACGAUGGGAUUGUGAGUGAGAACAGGGACAAGAAUCCCCAGAAGAAAGGGUCUGCGGGAGCAAAGCCAGACACGAUGUUGUCGGGGAAACUCCAGUGCCCUGAGUGGGGAGAUGCCAGUGAGAGUAGGGGCAAGGUUAGACAGCAGCACAGAGACCCUCCAGACUGGAGACAAAGUAAAUCUACUUGCAGCAAAACAGGCUUCAGGAAAUCCAAAGACACCAGCACACAGCAUAGAGACUGCAUGGGGAAGAGACAAAAUACAGACACUGAAUUUGGGGAAAGUUUCAAUAACUGCUCUCUCCUAAUGAAGCAUCAUCAAACUGGUGCAGAAAAGAGUGCUUACAAGUGUAGUGAGUGUAGGAAAAGCUUCACUCAAGAAAAAUACCUUCAGAUACAUCUGAGAACUCACAAAGGAGAGAGACCUUAUAAAUGUAAAGAAUGUGGGAAAAGCUUCAGUCGGAGUUCAGUGCUCAAAGAUCACACCAUGAGUCACAGAAUGGAACAACCUUAUAAAUGUACUGAGUGUGGGAAAAGAUUCAGAGCGAAGACAAUCCUUAUAUAUCAUUGUUACAUAGUCCACAGGGUGGAGAGACCCUAUAAGUGUCCAUACUGUGGCCAGCAAUUUGUCCUAAGAGAGAGACUUAUUCAACAUCAGAGAAUCCACAAAGAAGAGGAACCUAGAGGAUUUAAUGAUGGGAUCAUGAGUGAAGAUGAAGCUAAGAAUCUCCAGCGGAAAGGCCCUGCAGGAGCAGAACCACAGAGGACAUUAUCGGGGAGACCCCGGGGUCCUGAGCAGGGAGGAGGCUGUGGAAGUCAGGGUAUGCCACGAAGGCAGCAGGGAUGCCCUGCAGGCAAAAGAGGCAGUAUAUCUAAUCAACACGAGAGAGAUUCCAAGAAAUUGAAAAGCACCAUCGCCCACCAGGGCACCAACACUGGAGCACAAACAAGCACAAAUGAUGACAAUGAGAAAAGUUUCAGUAGCAGCUCAGCCCUUUCCAUGCAUCAGAAAAUCCACCUGGAAGAGAAAUGUUACAGCUGUGCUGAAUAUGGAAAAAGCUACCACCAGCAUGCUCACCUUCGAAGGCAUCAGAAAAACCAUACAGGAGAGAGACCCUAUGUAUGUGCAGACUGUGGAAAGAGCUUUGUGUAUAGGUCAAUACUCAGCAGACAUGAAGGGACCCACAAAGAGGAGAAAAACUAUAGCUGCACUGACUGUGGGAAAAACUUCAGCGAGUACUCAUACCUUACUAUGCACCAGAGAAUCCACAGGGAAGAGAGACCCUAUCAGUGUCCCGACUGCGACAAAAGCUUCAGGCUGCGAGGACACUUUACCAGUCACUGUAGAACCCAUACAGGGGAUAAACCUUACAAAUGCACCGAAUGCGAGCAAGGCUUUGAGCGGAAAUCAACCCUGACUAAACACAUGAGGAUCCACACCGGAGAGCGGCCCUAUAAAUGUGCGCUGUGUGAUAAAAGCUUUCGUCAAAAGUUCGCCCUUUCCCAGCAUCAGUUAAUACACCAGGGAGAGAGGCCUCACAAAUGUACUGAAUGUGGGAAAAUCUUUCUUCAGAAGUCCCACCUUACCACGCAUCUGUCUGUGCAUCGAGGAGAUAGACCUCACAAAUGUACUGAAUGUGGGAAAAGCUUCAGUGACCGAUCAAAUCUUGUUAAACACUUGACAAAUGUCCACUUGAAAAGGAAACCCCAUACAGAAAAUGUAGCUUCAGGUUAUAUAGAUCUACAAUUGUAAUGAUAGAAAAUAAUGGAGUGGUACUUUUUUUAUUCUGGUGAGACAUUUCUCCACUCAUAUUUAUUCUAAAAUACAAGGGUUAAGGAGGACAGGUUGGUAGUAUCGCCUUAUUUAUGAUCAUGGGAGUGAGAUGUGGGAGCAGGAAAAAGCUGAUGAAGAGAGGAACUGAUCUUUCAAUGGGUUUUGGGGGUGGUUAGUGGGAAUUUCAAGGGAGUUGAAUUGAAUUUUGCAAGUUGAGCAGCUGCAUGCCAUCUAUGGAUGCAAUGCAUGGAUUGCAUUCCUAUGUGAGCCCUGAAUAUGACUUCCUGAAUGGCCGUGCCAGUAGGAUGAUUCCAUCCAGCCCCUGAACACACUACAGAACAAUAUGGCAUCCUCCACACAUUGUGAAGACAUGGGUAUUUUAACAUGGCGCUCUAUAAACGGAUUAAAACCUGGCGAACUGAGAUGUCUCAAAAUGUAACUGUAAACAGGGAAUCCUUGUUGAACAGGUGUGUUUCUAGUGGGAUCCUGCAGAGAUCGGUUCUUAAUCCUCUGCUUUGUAACAUUUUUAUGAAUGACCCGGAAAAAAAAUAUAAAAUGAUCACUGAUAAAAUUUGCAGAUAACACAUAAAUUGGGGGAGUGGUAAAUAAUGAAGAGGACAGGUCACUGAUUCACAGUGAACUGGAUCACUUUGCAAACUGGGCAAAAAAGCAACUGUAUGCAUUUUAAUGUGACUAAAUGUAAAUAUAUACAUGUAUGAAUGAAGAACGUAGGCUCUACUUAAAGGAUGGGGGAUUCUACCCUGGGAAAGUGGGACUCUGGAAAAAAAAAUUGGGGUGUGGUGGAUAAUCAGCUGAAUAUGAGCUCCCAGUGCAAUGCUGUCUCUGAAAAAGCUCAUGCAAUCCUGAGAUGCAUAAAUGGUAAUCUCAAGUAGGAGUAGAGAGGUUAUUUUACCUCUGUAUUUGGUACUGAGGCAACUGUAUUUUUUUAAACAUGUCUCAGGGUUUAUCUACUCCGGAAGUUUUACUGGUAUAAUUUUGCAAGUACGGUUAUAAUGGCAUAACUUCCUGUGAAUAAGUGUGUCAACAUGGAGAGUUACAGAGGCAUAAUUACAAUGGUAUAUUUUAUGCCAGUUAAAUUCUACGUGUAGACAACUCUUAGCAAGAGCAGUUUUCAAGGUAACAGGUGAACAGGAGUGAGUCAGCCUUGCCCCACCCUCACAGCAGCUUUCUAUGAUGCACUAACUGGCUAUAGCACUAUUGGCUGAAGAUACAGCUCACUUUCAAAGGCAUAUGGUUAAUAAUGGGAUGCCAACGAGUGCAUCUUCACCUGGAUCUUCCAUCCCCAGCAGUUCAGUCUAUUCCAAGUGGGUAGGCACACCGUGAUUUUUCUCCUGUAAGGCAAGUACCCUAACUGGGCCAGUGUAACUGGUAAUGCAAGU
Molecule: messenger RNA, 4486 nt
Organism: Gopherus evgoodei (Goodes thornscrub tortoise)
Lineage: Eukaryota; Metazoa; Chordata; Testudines; Testudinidae
Product: zinc finger protein 501-like
Exons: 7
Coding region: 144-3065 (973 amino acids)
Biological process (GO): central nervous system development; negative regulation of transcription by RNA polymerase II; regulation of cytokine production
Cellular component (GO): nucleus
Molecular function (GO): DNA-binding transcription repressor activity, RNA polymerase II-specific; RNA polymerase II cis-regulatory region sequence-specific DNA binding
Source: RefSeq, a predicted model, not a curated record